Molecule: messenger RNA, 723 nt
Organism: Capsella rubella
Lineage: Eukaryota; Viridiplantae; Streptophyta; Magnoliopsida; Brassicales; Brassicaceae
Product: probable proteasome inhibitor
Exons: 3
Coding region: 1-723 (240 amino acids)
Biological process (GO): proteasome-mediated ubiquitin-dependent protein catabolic process
Molecular function (GO): endopeptidase inhibitor activity; proteasome binding
Source: RefSeq, a predicted model, not a curated record
AUGGCGACUUCUCAUGCAGUGAUGGGUGUGAUCAGAUCAGUCAUGCCUGCGUUUCGCAAUAGCAACGAUAAAGUAGCUUUCGUAGUUCAUGCUUCUUUCGUCGUUUCCGGUUACGUCCUCACUGCCACCGGACGUCCUGCCUUUGCCCACGACGCUCUCUCGUCAUCGACCACUCAGAGUUUGGUUGGGAUUGAAGGGUGGAAUGAAUUCAAUGAGGAGUAUGCAUUUGUUUAUAAAGAACCGAUGAAAGGAUCAAAGAAUAAAGUGAAGAAAGUUUUGGUUAAGUGUUUAGUGAUGAAUGAUAAACUUCUUGUUGUUGCCAUAGCUGAUGAUGCAAAAGAACCUGCCCAUCUCCAAAUAGAAGUUGGGAAUUAUACUAAUGAGUCUAAAGAGGAGAGGGAUUACAAUGCACAAUUCAAGAAUUUGGGGAAGUUAGUGACUGAUUUGAAGAGUGAGAUUCUCUAUAAGCUAAAACAUGUUUCUUCUACAACUAAGUCAAGAUUUGAGACAGAUGAAGAGCUUAGAGAUUACAUUGAUCCAUUCGGUUAUCCGAUUGACACAACAAUGUUUGGAGCUCCUCAGAAUAUGCCUGAUCAUGUUGAGCCAAGUCAUCUGAUACAACCACAACUUGGUUAUCAGGGUGUGCCACUUCGUCCUUAUACCCCAGUCGUUAUUCCUGAUUACAAUACAUACCCUCCUGUGUAUUAUUAUUAUUAUUGUUGA